Messenger RNA from Lemur catta (Ring-tailed lemur), 1082 nucleotides. Its product is annotated as olfactory receptor 51E2. The transcript is spliced from 2 exons. The record is from RefSeq and is a predicted model, not a curated record. Gene Ontology annotation, cellular component: membrane. The coding region runs from base 120 to 1082 and encodes 320 amino acids. Lineage: Eukaryota; Metazoa; Chordata; Mammalia; Primates; Lemuridae. Gene Ontology annotation, biological process: G protein-coupled receptor signaling pathway. Gene Ontology annotation, molecular function: olfactory receptor activity; G protein-coupled receptor activity.
UGGAAUUUAAAGCCUCCUCAGCCUUCCGAAUCAGCCUGAGAAGGACAGGCAGAACUGCUGUAUGGGCUCUGUUGCCAGAGCAACGCACCCUCACCAGUCCCACCUCCUUAGUGCCAGCUAUGAGUUCCUGCAACUUCACACAUGCCACCUUUGUGCUUAUUGGUAUCCCAGGACUGGAGGAAGCCCAUUUCUGGAUCGGCUUCCCUCUCCUUUCAAUGUACGCCGUGGCAGUGUUUGGAAACUGCAUCGUGGUCUUCAUCGUUAGAACAGAGCGCAGCCUACACGCUCCUAUGUACCUCUUCCUCUGUAUGCUGGCAGCCAUUGAUCUGGCCUUAUCCACAUCCACCAUGCCCAAAAUCCUUGCCCUUUUCUGGUUUGACUCCCGGGAGAUUAGCUUUGAGGCCUGCAUUGCCCAGAUGUUCUUUAUUCAUGCCCUCUCCGCCAUUGAAUCCACCAUCCUCCUGGCCAUGGCCUUUGACCGUUAUGUGGCCAUUUGCCACCCACUGCGCCAUGCUGCAGUGCUCAACAAUACAGUAACAGCCCAGAUUGGCAUGGUGGCCCUGGUCCGUGGGUCCCUCUUCUUUUUCCCACUGCCUCUGCUCAUCAAGCGGUUGGCCUUCUGCCACUCUAACGUGCUCUCACACUCCUACUGUCUGCACCAGGAUGUGAUGAAGUUGGCCCAUGCAGACACAUUGCCCAAUGUGGUCUACGGUCUUACUGCCAUUCUUCUGGUUAUGGGCGUGGAUGUCAUGUUCAUCUCCUUGUCCUAUUUUCUUAUAAUACGAACAGUUCUUCAACUGCCUUCCAAGGCAGAGAGGGCCAGGGCUUUUGGGACCUGUGUGUCACACAUCGGAGUGGUACUGGCCUUCUACGUGCCACUCAUUGGCCUCUCAGUGGUGCACCGUUUUGGAAACAGCCUUGAUCCCAUUGUGCACAUUGUCAUGGGUGAUAUCUACCUGCUGCUGCCUCCUGUGAUCAACCCCAUCAUCUACGGUGCCAAGACCAAACAGAUCAGAACACGGGUGCUGGCUUUGUUCAAGAUCAGCUGUGACAAGGACCUUCAGGCUGUGGAAGGCAAGUGA